AGCUUCAUAAAUCAUAAUAAGAUCAGGCCUUCCCCCUUUUCCCCUACCAAAUUUCCACGGCCACUUCCUAGACUACUGUUGGAAAUUUCUCUUAAUUUCUUCCAAAACUUUGGUAUAUAUGGCUACGAAAAGCGGGAUUUUGAUAAUCGGAGGCACCGGUUACAUCGGAAAAUUCAUCGUGGAAGCGAGCACAAAGGCUGGCCAUCCCACCUUUGCUUUGGUCAGAGAGAGCACACUCUCCGAUCCCAAUCCUUCAAAGCGAGAACUCGUUGAGAAAUUCAACGACUUAGGGGUCACUUUGCUCCGUGGAGAUCUCUAUGACCAUGAGAGUAUGGUAAAGGCAAUGAAGCAGGUGGAUGUAGUGAUAUCAACGGUAGGGCCACCUCAAUUUGCAGAUCAGAUUAAGAUCGUUGCUGCCAUUAAAGAAGCUGGUAACAUUAAGAAGUUCUUCCCAUCAGAAUUUGGGAACGAUGUGGAUCGUGUGCAUGCUGUUGGGCCGGCGAAGAAAGCAUUUGCAACGAAGGCGGAAAUCCGCCGCACAGUGGAGGCAGAAGGCAUCCCCUACACUUAUGUGGUAAACAACUUCUUCGCUGGCUAUUUUAUACCUAUAUUGGCACAGCCUGAAGUUACUGCUCCUCCCAUGGACAAAGUCUACAUCUAUGGAGAUGGAAAUACCCAAGCUAUUUUUAACAAGGAAGAUGACAUAGGAACCUAUACGAUUAGAGCAGUGGAUGACCCAAGAACACUGAACAAGAUUCUCUACAUCAAGCCUCCUAAAAACUUUUACUCAUUCAAUGAGCUUGUUGCCCUUGGGGAAAACAAGAUUGGCAAAACUCUUGACAAAACCUAUGUUCCAGAAGACAAGAUUUUGAAGGACAUACAAGAGUCCCCAUUUCCAAUCAGUAAGAUACUAUCAAUCAACCACUCAAUCUUUGUAAAGGGAGAUCAGACCAACUUUGAGAUUGAGCCAUCUUUUGGCGUGGAGGCUUCUGAGCUAUACCCAGAUGUCAAAUACACCACUGUGGAUGAAUACAUCACUCAAAUGUUCGCAUGAAUGAUGCCAUAUAAGUACUUUGUUCUCUUUGUUUUUCUUCUUUCUUCUUUCUUCUUUUUUUAACUCUUUUAUUAGCAAUAAGUUCACUGAACAAAUUGUACUGAAAGAUGAUGAUCUAGUAUGAGUAGUCAUCCAUA
This is a messenger RNA of Juglans microcarpa x Juglans regia, 1191 nucleotides long. Its product is annotated as phenylcoumaran benzylic ether reductase Betv6-like. The transcript has 5 exons. The coding region runs from base 119 to 1054 and encodes 311 amino acids. Lineage: Eukaryota; Viridiplantae; Streptophyta; Magnoliopsida; Fagales; Juglandaceae. Gene Ontology annotation, molecular function: oxidoreductase activity. The record is from RefSeq and is a predicted model, not a curated record.